GGACGGACGCGCCCUAGGCCCUAGCUCGCAGAUCGCACUGACAAGCCGCGCCGCGCCGCCCCUCUUCCCCUCGCUCGCGUCGGCACACGCAGCGCACCCCAGCAGCGAGUUCACUCCACUCCGGCACUACCCCGCCGCCACGCGGCGAACCCGUCGUUAGGAGGAGGCGCGACUGAAUCGGCGGCCAAUCGGAGGCGUCCGGUCAGGCGCGGCACUGCGGCCGCCGGCGGCGGCGGCAGCUACACUCGACUUCGGCCUCGUCGCUGAUGGCUCUCGACGCCAUGUUCCCGGUCCUGCGUUCCUCCGACUACUUCACGAGGCCGUCGAUCGAUGAGCUGGUUGAGAGGGAGGCGGCCGACCCGGGCUACUGCAGUAGGGUUCCGAACUUCGUCGUCGGGAGGGCGAGGUAUGGGCAGGUUAUGUUCUCCGGCAAUACCGACGUCAGGGGGCUGGACCUGAAUGAAAUCGUCACGUUUGACCGCCAUUGCGUGGUGGUUUACGGGGAUGAGGCUGGUAAGCCGGCCGUUGGCCAUGGCCUUAAUAAAGCUGCGGAAGUGAUGUUGUUGCUGGAUUUGAGAAGUCUUCCAGAGCCCAGCAUCCUUGAUGAGUUGCUAAGGUGUCGCACGAAAAAGCAAGGUGCUAGGUUCCUCUCGUUCAAUCCUGUGAAUGGCUAUUGGAAGUUUGAGGUUGAUCACUUCAGUAGAUUUGGGCUAGUGGACGAGGAGGAAGAGGAUGUUGCCAUGGACGAGGUGGCUGCUCGACAACCGAUCUCUGAAGCAAGAGACCCACCUUCAAAUGGAUAUGAACUGGAGCUUUCGCAUUCAUUGCCUGCUCAUCUUGGGCUUGACCCCGCAAAGAUGCAAGAAAUGCGGAUGGCAUUGUUUCCCAAUGAUGAAGAUGACGUAGAUAUGGAAGAUGGCUUCCCAUCUGAUCAGAGAUACCUUAGCAGAGAAAGGAUGAGUGUGGAUUCACCAAACACAAGUGCUAAAGGUGCGCGGCUGAGAUCUCUGUCACCUUUGCAGGGUUCUUCCCAGAAAUUCGGAAGGAGGUCUGGUAUGCUUGCAAGGAAAGAACCACAUGCAUUGCUGGAGUACAGUGUGAAUCCUUCAGAGCUUGGCCCAUCUUCUCAUGGUAUUCUUAUGUCUGGAAAAAACAAGGGAUUUCCUGUGAGAAUGGCCAAGGUAGAAGGUUUCAAACUACCAGCUGAGCAAGCAACUCCUGUUGCUGGAAAAGUAUAUUCUAAUUGCGUAGUGGAUGCUGCUUUGUUCAUGGGUAGAUCAUUUCGAGUUGGUUGGGGACCAAAUGGCAUUCUUAUCCAUUCUGGUAGUCUUGUCAAUAGUCCUGGAACUGGCCUUUCAUCUGUUAUUCAUAUAGAGAAAGUUGCAGGUGAUAAAGUUGUGCGAGAUGAGCAGAACAAAGUUAAAGAGGAGCUGGCAGAACUAUGUUUCUCAGAUCCAAUGGACCUCCACAGGAGGCUUGAUCGUGAAGUUCUGGAAACUGAGUCUGACUCGUUUAAACUAAAGCUUCAGAAAGUCGUGGCAAGUCGUUUGGUCUUGCCAGAGAUUUGCAGGUCGUAUAUUGAUAUCAUUGAAAGGCAGCUUGAAAUCAGCGAUUUAUCUAUGUCUUUGCGUGUGCUGUUAAUGCAUCAAGUUACAGUAUGGGAGUUAAUUAGGGUCUUGUUCUCUGAGAAAACAGCUGGCAACCAGUUAGAAUUUAGUGGUGAUGAGGAUCAGGAGGGCAUGAUUAUAGAUAAGAAAGAAGUUUCUGUGAACAUAGACCUUGAAGCACUCCCUUUGGUUAGGAGAGCAGACUUUAGCAAUUGGUUACAAGACAGUAUCUGUCAUCGGGUGCAAGGAGAGGUGGGUUCCUUAAGUGAUGCCAGGUAUUUGGAACAUAUUAUUCUGCUUUUGACUGGUCGACAGUUGGACACAGCCACGGAAAUUGCUGCUUCAAGGGGUGAUGUCCGGUUAGCAAUCUUGCUAAGCCAGGCAGGUGGAUCGAUGUUGAAUCGAUCUGAUGUUGCCCAACAACUGGAUCUGUGGAAAAUAAAUGGUCUAGACUUUGAUUAUAUCGAGGAAGACAGGUUAAGGAUAUACGAGUUGCUUGCUGGUAACAUACAAGGUGCUUUACUAGAUUCACCAAUUGACUGGAAAAGGUACCUUGGUUUAAUCAUGUGGUAUCAGUUAUCACCAGAUACGUCACUUGAUAUAAUCAUUCAUUCUUAUCAUCAACUACUUGGUGAGGGCAAAGUUCCAAAUCCUGUUCCUGUAUACAUUGAUGAAGGACCUCUUGAGGAAGCAGUUCAGUGGUCCCCAGGUGAUCGUUUUGACCUAUCAUUUUAUUUAAUGCUUCUUCAUGCCAACCAGGAUGAGAAGUUUGGGCUGCUAAAAACUAUGUUCAGUGCAUUCUCAUCAUCUUACGAUCCCUUGGACUACCACAUGAUCUGGCAUCAACGUUCUAUUCUGGAAGCUAUUGGUGCUUUUAGUGCAAAUGAUCUCCAUGUACUGGAUUUGAGUUUUGUUCAUCAGUUACUAUGUCUGGGGAAAUGCCAUUGGGCUAUCUACGUCAUUCUGCAUAUGCCACAUCUGGAUGAUGCUCCUUACAUCCAUGAAAAGUUAAUCAAGGAAAUUUUGUCACAGUAUUGUGAAUUAUGGAGUAAAGAUGUGGCUCAGAGGCAAUAUAUUACAGAACUUGGUAUACCAGCAGAAUGGAUACAUGAGGCUCUGGCUCUUUUCCACGAAUACUAUGGAGAUCGGCAGGGUGCACUAGAGAAUUAUAUCCAGUGCGGCAAUUGGAAGAAAGCUCAUACAAUUUUCAUGACAUCUGUUGCUCAUUCUUUGUUUCUGUCAUCAAAUCAUCAAGAGAUCUGGGGUAUUACAAACGUUUUGGAGAAUCACAAGUCUGAAAUUGCUGACUGGGACAUUGGUGCUGGAAUAUACAUAGACUAUUUCAUUAUAAAGAACUCUAUGCAAGAAGAAAGUACCAUGGAUGAUGAUGAUUCAGAUCCACUGGAGAGGAAAAAUGAAUCAUGCAAGAGUUUCUUCGGCCGAUUAAAUGAUUCACUGCAUAUCUGGGGAAGCAAAUUACCUGUUGAGGCGAGGGCAUGCUUCUCGAAGAUGGCAGAGGAGCUCAGCCAGCUUCUAAUGAACUCUCCUGGCGAGGGUUUGGGGCCAGAUCUCUACAUGGGUUGCUUUCAUACGAUGCUCAAUGCUCCUGUCCCUAAUGACCACAAGGCGUCCUACCUGCAGGAGGCAGUCUCUGUUUUCACCGACAUACUUUGUGGAGAUUAAUGCUAGAUGGUCCACAAACAUUGUUUCUGUGCAUGACCUAUGAUAUUGUUUAUGCGGACUCAAGUCACGUAGCCUGGGUUGCGCGAGAGCCAAAAAUCUGCACUCCUCACGAAUGGAAGAGUUACAGUAGUCUCCAUGUCCUAGAGGACUGUGAUGUGUACAAUUUGCUAAUGAUUGGUUGGUGCAGAGAAUUGUCAUCCCCUGUUAUAACUCAGGAAGAAAUGUAACGAGAUUUUUCCUGCAUAGUGCAUAGAGUGAAAACUUGUCCUGUAAUCUGUGCUGAACCCGUCAACUUGCUGCUUCAGGUAUUUCUGUAAUCACGGAGAACAGCAGCUCAUGUAAGGUGUGCGUGGGUUAAAAAUCAAAGAGCUGUCGUA
Messenger RNA from Brachypodium distachyon (stiff brome), 3667 nucleotides. RefSeq names its product nuclear pore complex protein NUP96. The transcript has 5 exons. Bases 267 to 3290 code for a protein of 1007 amino acids. NCBI's taxonomy places the organism in Eukaryota, Viridiplantae, Streptophyta, Magnoliopsida, Poales, Poaceae. Gene Ontology annotation, molecular function: structural constituent of nuclear pore. The record is from RefSeq and is a predicted model, not a curated record. Gene Ontology annotation, cellular component: nuclear pore. Gene Ontology annotation, biological process: nucleocytoplasmic transport.